Messenger RNA from Symbiodinium sp. CCMP2456, 1806 nucleotides. Lineage: Eukaryota; Dinophyceae; Suessiales; Symbiodiniaceae. The record is from the annotation of a GenBank genome assembly.
AUGCCCAUGGCCUGCGGCUGCACCAGGGCAAGCACGGCCCUGGCUGAGUACUCCAAGUCCUUGCAGCUGCAGGAUGUCGAGACGAACCCUUUAACCAUGCAGUACCCGAUGUACACCGCACGGCUCGAGGUGGUCCUUGGCAUGAGGGAGGUGCGGAGGCACCAGGAGCUUCUGCAGGAUGGAGUGCUGCAGGAGUUUGACUCACGUCUUGGGAAGGCGAUGUUCGUGUCACACCAGUGGGCGGCCUACUGCCACCCUGACCCGAGUGGCGAGAAGCUCAAGGUCCUGCAGGAAGCACUGUCAAACCUGUCGGCAGGAAAAGUGAGAGCUUCACCCGCCGUGGAGGUCGAGAUGCUGUACGGCCGGGUGGAGCCCUACUCCAAAGCCAAGCUGACUUCGGUCAAUGUAUACGUCUGGUACGACUACUUCUCCGUGCCACAGUUUUGCUUGGAGUCGGACAGCGAGGAGGUCAAGAUCCUCUGCAGCAAUGCUCACCUGGAACAGCCCAACGCCAUCGCCAGCAUUCCGGCUUACAUUUUUGCCUCCGAGUUCUUCGUCGCACUUUGCCCUACAAUGCGCCAUGUUGACACCUCUGCUGAGCUGAAUCGCUACACCUGGCAGAGGAGGGGUUGGUGCCUCAGUGAGAAGAUGACACGGGAGCUCGCAUCGCGGGAGGGUCUGAUUCUCCUCAUUGAGAGCCCCAUGCAGCUGUCCUUGCUGCAGGCUUGGGACUCGCUCUACUACUCCCCUGGCGAUGGCGACUUCACGGUCGAAGCCGACCGGGCCGUGGUGGUGCAGAUCAUGAAGGUCAUGCUGCAGCACACGUUGCACAAAGACCUGAGCCGAGGUGACUUGCAGAACUACCGCUUCUACCUCCAGCAGCAGCCCGUACGCUUCCGAAAUUGUGCUACCACACCCUUGGAAGGGUUGCUACCCUCCCAGAAGACCGAUGACCUUGUGGCAGACUUCCUGCACCGGACGGGCUUUGCGGAGGUCCGAGAGCGAGACGCAGAUGGAUGGUCACCCCUCUGCUACGCUGCCUUGGGGGAGAGCCCGGAGCUCAUCGAAGCUCUGCUCUCCAGGCAUGCUGAUCCCAACACCACUGUCUCCAAGAGUAUCCGGCGCCUCUACCACCCGAAGAAGGUGCCGGUGGUGUCCAUCUGCGCAGCUUUUGGCAACAAUGGUGCUCUUCAGGUGCUGCUCCGUGCCCGGGCUGAUCCAAAGAAGAAGGAGGGCCGUGGCAACCCACCACUGUUUUACUCCAGCCUCGCCGACAACUUGGAGGGAGCCCGCCUGCUGCUUCAGGCCCAGGCAGACCCAUGCGUGGAGAGCGACCUGUCGAUCAGUGUCCUUGAGUUUGCCUGCAAUGCGGGUGCCAGCCAAGUCGCCAAGGAGAUUUUUGCCACACCGGCUGCAGCCCGAGCCCAGUACUUGAUUCACACUGCCUUGGUCAUCAACGGCGGGAAUCCCGCUCACAUAGCCAUGAUGAUCGAAGCCGGGUGUGACGUGAAUGAGCAGUUCUACCCCAAAAAGCUCGGAUACCGACUUCUGUACAUGAUUGGCACAGCGAAGCAUCGGCUGAAGGGGCCUUCCGCUUACAGCUGCCUCUCCUAUCACCACGCAGGUGCUACGCCCUUGAUGCUCAGCAUCCUCGCUGGCUAUUUCUCCGCUGCUCAGGUGCUCUUGAAAGCUGGGGCUCGCGUGGAUCUCCGCAACUCUCGAAACCGGACUGCUCUUGAUUUCGCUGUGGAGAAGUGUGCGCCAGAGGCUUUGCUUGCGGAGUUGCACAGAGGUGCAACGGCAUGA